UUGUCGGGUGUUGUGCGAAAUAACACAUAAUUCCAGUCGCGGAACGGUCCGUUGUUGUCCCUUGUUCCUCUGGGCAACAACAUCACCAAAAGGCAAGCAAUAGUCAGAGAGUGCUUUGCAGCAAUUGCUGCGUCAAAAUCAUCCAAAGGCCAAAAAGGCGUGACAAUCAAAAAAGUGUAGUGUUUCCUCAUAUUAUGUUGUGUAGCCGCUUGGGGAGUGUGUGCAGCCAAAGAGUGCAUCCGCAUUGACAGUGCUCUGUUCCGACGGAAGAGCGGAAAGCAACCGGAACCGUACUCGGUUCGCAUCGAUUUUAACUAAACACUGCAGCAACGGACCGACCAAGUGUGCUUGUGGGUGUGCGUACGCGUGGGUGUGCACUUUUCCUCGCCCAGUCUGACAGUGCAACUUGCGAGUCACAGAUCGAUAAAAAAGGAACGGACCAACCGGAUCGGUUGGUCAUCGGCUGCAGCUGGCAGGACACUCUCAGAGUCCACUGCAAUUUUCAACCCGUCAUCCCGGGGCCAGCUUGCUGAAAGAUGACAUCAUUCUUCAAUGUCGGUGCCCUCGGCGGCAAUCCGUUCUCGACGCCCGUCGGUCAAAAAAUUGAACAAGCGACGGACGCCAGUCUGGCUUCGGAAAACUGGGCACUGAACAUGGAAAUCUGUGAUAUGAUCAACGAGUCAUCGGAUGGUGCACGGGAUGCGAUGAAGGCAAUACGCAAGCGACUGGCACAGAACGCCGGCAAGAACUACACCGUUAUCAUGUACACGCUUACGGUGCUGGAAACGUGCGUCAAAAACUGCGGCAAAGCGUUCCACGUGGUGGUAGCGAACAAAGAGUUCAUUCAGGAGCUGGUCAAACUGAUCGGCCCAAAGAACGAUCCUCCUCCGAUCGUGCAGGAGAAGGUGCUCAGCCUCAUACAGAUCUGGGCCGAUGCGUUCCGCUCGCAGCCGGACUUGAACGGCGUGGUGCAGGUGUACCAGGAGUUGAAGAACAAGGGCAUCGAGUUCCCGCAAACCGAUCUCGAUGCGAUCGCACCGAUCUAUACUCCGCAAAGGAGUGUUCCCGACGGAGCUCCGGCACCGGAAACUGUCAACAAUCUGCCUGUUUCGCCACACCACCACCCAUCACAAACACCAGGAUCGCCAGCGAUGCCACCACCGUCGUCACUGUCUCAGGAUCAGAUCGCAAAGCUGCAAUCGGAGCUGGAUAUCGUGGCAAUGAACAUGUCGAUCUUGGGCGAAAUGUUAACCGAGCUAAAGCCGGGCCAGGAGGAUCCGGCCGACUACAAGCUGCUGGUGGAUCUUACGUCAACCUGUCGGGAAAUGCAAAGCCGUAUCGUCGAUCUCAUCGGCAAAGUACAGCACGACGAGCUGACGGCGGAGCUUUUGCGAUUAAACGACGAGCUGAACAAUCUGUUUCUGCGGCACGCACGGUACGAGAAGAACCGUGAUCCAAAGAACGCGGCGAGUGCCACACCGUCGGCCAUACUAGGUGCCGCGCUCGGUGCUGUACCACCCGGCAGCGAAAAGCGGGACUCAUCGCUGAUCGAUCUAAUGGGUGAUGAUGCGCUCGGUGCCAGCGGUGGUCAGCCAAAUGCUGCGGACAUCAUCAGCUCGCAGCUGGCCGGACUUAGUAUGGCCGCCGGAGGGGCGACGGCUUCGUCACAGUUGGCACAACUGACCAGCGUAUCGGCGCAGUCCGGAUCAAUCACUACACCAAAGUCCAGCAGCAAUUCACGCACCAACAUUCCGCCAGAUGUUGUAUCGGAUGAGUUCGAUAUGUUUGCCCAAUCAAGAAACACAACCGGAGAAAAAGAUGCCACCAAGCUUGAUCUUCUCGGGGCCACCGCAGGGAGCACUACCUUGGCCACAAAGGAACAGGCGGAGUUUGAUGAGAUGGAACAGUGGCUAGGAAAUCCGGACGAAAUUGACAGCCUCGAGGCACACAUGGCGGCAGCUGGUGCAACCGGUGGCAUGGGCACCGGGGCGGAAGAAAGUCUAACGAGUAAAGAGUUUGAAAAGUUCCUGGCGGAACGGGCAGCCGUGGCCGACAAUCUACCGACGAUCAGCCAGGCAGGUAGUGCGGGAGGCAACAACAACACCACCACCAGCAGUCCGGCGACCGCGAAGGAUCGUAAAAAGAAACCCGACGAAAGUGAUGGCCUAUUGGGGGGGCUGUGAAGCGCUGGCCAGUGGGAGAACCGGAUCCACACGGGUUCAAAACAUUGUUUGUGUAAUGUUUGUUUUAUUAUUGUAACCUUCGAGCGAUCGAGACCGAGAUAAUAUAUUUCUGAGAUAUUUUUCGUUGCGAUUAGCGCAAAGGAAUAACCGUGCUUGAAACGAGGACACGUUGUGCACGUAGCCAAAAGAAUGGGGACGGAUGGAAAAAAUUGUUGUUUCAAAGAAAAAACAUAUUAGAAAAUUGUAUCCUUUCUUUAGUCUAUCAAACAUCUAAUCUUGGUUCUUUUGCUAUGGUUUUCCUUAGUCCUGUUAUGUGAGCCAUAUAACUACAUAAACCUACAUUCUAAUACGGACAAAAAGCGAAAAAGAUAUCGGCGAUAUCGGCGGUGGACAAAAUGGAGAUGAUCAUAUAUUUAAUAGGGCGAUUGUUGUAUUUAUUAAAGCCAGCGCGUGAAAGCGAUCCGCGAAAGCGUUGGAAUAUUUGUGUUUGUGAUCAUUGUCAAAGUGCAGCAGAUGGGUCCCAAUUGGCAAUUUCCAAAACCUCAACGGUAUUCAAUCCUGUGUAUCGGAUCCACCUUUGGCACCUCUCUGUGAAUGCUUAAUCAAUUCGAGCGCUUUUCUUAUCACGCUUCCAUUUGGGCUCUCAAUAUGUUACCAAUUAGGUACGUUUGUUUUUCUCCUUGAGGCUUGAGCACGAUCACCGUCAUUAAGCAGGAAGAAAUGAUUACUUGCCGAUGAUAGCGCAUACUAAUUGUGUAUUGCAGCUUCUGUCUGGUGCGCGCACGGGGGUUGGCUUUAAAUCUUAGAGUGGACCAGUAGGAACACAAGACAAAAACAGGAUAAUUAGUUAUGUGCACGUUGUGUUUACGCUUUCAGUCAACAGACAGUGUGUGCAGCUUUUGCCAUGCUGCCAUGCUUGGCCAAGGACAGACACUUUGGUUUCAAAUGUGCACAGCGCAACAUAAAAGGCAGAUUGGCUAAACCAAGUAAAAUGGAGAUGAAAAAUUGCUUACCAUUUUUUAUGUACAUCGUAAGUUUAUGUAAAUUAGGACAAUGUGACACAUCUGAAUAAACAGACUCCCGCCACCCCGCCAUUUACCACGGGUGGACGCGUGAUGGUAAUUUGUUUUAAUGCGGCAAGUCGAGUGUGAAAUUAAAAACCGCGAGGCACUCUUUCUUCGUACGGUCUCACCGGAUAACGGAUCCAAAAUAUUAUAACAGACUAUCCUAUCAAUAAAAACAUGUAAACAUUUA
Messenger RNA from Anopheles bellator, 3437 nucleotides. RefSeq names its product TOM1-like protein 2. The transcript has 9 exons. Bases 537 to 2183 code for a protein of 548 amino acids. Gene Ontology annotation, cellular component: endosome; membrane. Gene Ontology annotation, molecular function: clathrin binding; ubiquitin binding; phosphatidylinositol binding. Gene Ontology annotation, biological process: signal transduction. The record is from RefSeq and is a predicted model, not a curated record. NCBI's taxonomy places the organism in Eukaryota, Metazoa, Arthropoda, Insecta, Diptera, Culicidae.